GAAAUGGCCCUGCUCUGCCCGGGCACCCUGCCCUCCCGUUUCUCCUGUCAUUCUUCAUCAUCACUGGCACAUUCAUCAUGGGCGUCAGCAUACCACCGUGAAUGAGACCGACUGUCCCAACCCCUGUGGAUUAGGAGGCAGAACGCAGGAGUAGGGGGAGACGUGAGGAGAGGGUACACUUAGGGGUCACCGAGCAUUCUCAUUCCCCUGCCUGGCCUUGAGUGGAGCCCCAUGAGGAGCUGCUGGGGGGCUGCUGUCUGGGUCACACCGAGGGCCGGCAGGGCUGGGUCUCAUGUUUUGGGGCUUUCUCUGCUCUGGUGGGUUGAGACCUCUGAGUGGGGUGGGGAGCAGGAGGGCUGACUGGGACCCCUGGCCUGGUCUGCCCCCAGCCCACCGUGUGAGGGAGUCCAGAAGCCAGAGGUCACCACAGAGUCUCUGCCAGCCUGGCCAUGAACCUGGAGCUGCCCAAGGCCGAGGUCCGGUCGGCCACCAGGGUGACCGGGGGGCCCGUCACUCCCAGGAAAGGGCCCCCCAAAUUUAAGCAGCGACAAACCAGGCAGUUCAAGAGCAAGCCCCCUAAGAAAGGCGUCCAAGGGUUUGGGGACGACAUCCCUGGAAUGGAAGGCCUGGGAACAGACAUCACGGUCAUCUGCCCAUGGGAGGCCUUCAACCACCUGGAGCUGCACGAGCUGGCCCAGUACGGAAUCAUCUAGCACCCAGGAUCCCGGGACCCUGCAUCCUGCUGCCCGUUCUGACUCCUGCUCAGGAUUCCUGUGAAGGAGGCCCAUCCCCCAGUCCAACGUGUCCAGAUUGCCCAGACUGUGUCUGGAGACUUGUGCAGGGCGGCGACCUCAGGCCGUUGGACGCCAGUUCCCAGGAGCCCACCAUCUCCCCGAAGGACGCCCUCUGGGAGCCGGCCUGGCCCUGCUUAAUUUCCAGAGACUGUGGCCCAUGCUUCUCAGGCCUGCCCUCAGAGAGGGGGAACUGGACCCCAGACCCUCUCCUCUGGGGGCUGGAAAGCCAGGGAGGGCCUCCCAGGAGUGUCCCCCACACCCUAGUCCCCUGUCCUACCCAUCUGGGAGUGAGAACAAGCCUCUCCCACUAGCCCUUACCAGCAGGUGCCCUUGGGUCUGGCGUAGUGGGCGGCAGGAGUCCUGGGGGCCUGAGCGAGAGAGCAAGGCCACUCCAAACCCAUCACGCCGGCAGGAGCUUGCCCUUUCCAACAUUGCCCAUGCUUGCUGUCCCUGUUUCAAAAUAAAAUUUU
This is a messenger RNA of Diceros bicornis minor, 1264 nucleotides long. It is a transcript of the gene PDE6G, whose product is annotated as phosphodiesterase 6G. The coding region runs from base 450 to 713 and encodes 87 amino acids. Gene Ontology annotation, cellular component: photoreceptor outer segment membrane. The transcript has 3 exons. Gene Ontology annotation, biological process: positive regulation of G protein-coupled receptor signaling pathway; visual perception; positive regulation of epidermal growth factor receptor signaling pathway. Lineage: Eukaryota; Metazoa; Chordata; Mammalia; Perissodactyla; Rhinocerotidae. Gene Ontology annotation, molecular function: 3',5'-cyclic-nucleotide phosphodiesterase activity; cGMP binding. The record is from RefSeq and is a predicted model, not a curated record.